Molecule: messenger RNA, 498 nt
Organism: Aedes aegypti (yellow fever mosquito)
Lineage: Eukaryota; Metazoa; Arthropoda; Insecta; Diptera; Culicidae
Gene: Spase12
Product: signal peptidase complex subunit 1
Exons: 3
Coding region: 154-447 (97 amino acids)
Biological process (GO): protein targeting to ER
Cellular component (GO): signal peptidase complex; endoplasmic reticulum membrane
Source: RefSeq, a predicted model, not a curated record
AAAUAAAUAGCUGUCAAACACUUUCGGCUGUUUUCACUUCGCAUCGCAGCCGUGGCCAAAAAGUCGCUUCAAUUUCCCUCUGACGUGUUUCCAUUCCCGGAACAGAUUUUACUGUUUUCCGUACAAAUUCCGUGAUAAAUUCGACAUUUCAGCAUGUUCAACAUUGCAACGCAUAUGGACUUUGAGGGCCAGGGCCGCGCCGAGAAGUUGUCCCGAGUGAUCAUCACCCUGUUUGGGGCCGUUGGCCUCAUCUGGGGCUACAUCAUCCAGCAGUUUUCGCAGACGGUGUACAUCCUGAUUGCCGGAGUUCUGCUGGCCUCGAUUCUUACCAUUCCACCGUGGCCGAUUUAUCGCCGCAAGCCAUUGAACUGGCAGAAGCCCCGCCCAGAACCGCAACCGACUGCCGGUGGAACGGAAACCGAGUCCGCGAAGAAGAAAAAGAAAUAGUUUAUAAGACCGUACGUUUUGGAUAAGAAUUAAACACUAAUGGAAACUUAA